UUUCGGUUUAUUUGAAUGAUCGAAACGGUCAAGACUGUAGAGUCUGUUGAGAAGGUAAACCACGUCGAAGACCAUAUCAAUCCAAUGCCUAUAAGUUCACAAUCGGAGAUGAUCAGAGUAAUUUAUUUAUAAAAAAAGAGAUAGAUUGGGCCACAGAUCACACCUGAGAUUGUUAUGUAAUCUCACAAACCCGCAUCCAAAUUGCGCGAGUUAACCAAUUCCGGUUUUGUGCCAAUUUUCGACUGUUUGUCGAUUUGGAUUCGCGUCGAUCCGAGGCUCUUCCUUCCCAAGCACGCCAAUCGGGAAAAAACCUCGUAUCGGAAAUCGGAAGAUGAGGCUGCUGAAGGUGGCCACUUGCAACUUGAAUCAAUGGGCUAUGGAUUUCGACUGCAACCUCAACAACAUCAAGGAAUCCAUUACUAGGGCCAAACAGUCGGGCGCCGUCAUCAGGCUCGGCCCCGAGCUCGAAAUCACCGGUUACGGUUGCGAAGAUCAUUUCUUGGAGCUCGACACCGUCGCUCACGGGUGGGAGUGCUUAAAGGAUAUUUUACUCAGUGAUUGGACAGAUGGCAUAUUAUGUAGCUUUGGUAUGCCUGUUAUAAGAGGGUCAGAGCGUUACAAUUGUCAAGUAUUAUGUCUGAACAGAAAAAUUAUCAUGAUACGGCCGAAGAUGUGGCUCGCAAAUGACGGCAACUACAGGGAACUUCGAUGGUUUACAGCAUGGAAGCACAAAGAGCUUGUGGACUUUCAGCUUCCUAGUGAAAUUUCCACGGCUUUGUCGCAGCAAACAGUGCCUUUUGGCUAUGGUUACAUUCAAUUCUUGGACACAGCUGUUGCAGCUGAGGUUUGUGAAGAACUUUAUACUCCCAUUCCUCCUCAUGCUGAGCUUGCAUUGAAUGGUGUUGAAGUGUUUAUGAAUGCCAGUGGAAGUCACCACCAACUGCGAAAGCUUGACCUUCGCCUUCGUUCUUUUAUAGAUGCCACACAUAGUCGUGGAGGUGUCUACAUGUAUAGUAAUCAACAAGGAUGUGAUGGUGGCCGCCUGUAUUAUGAUGGAUGUUCCUGUGUUGUUUUGAAUGGGGAUGUGGUUGCUCAAGGCUCACAAUUUUCUUUGAAGGAUGUUGAGGUGGUGGUUGCUCAAAUAGAUCUAGAUGCGGUUGCAAGUCUAAGAGGAUCUAUUAGCAGUUUUCAAGAGCAAGCAAGUUGCAACCCAAAAGUUCCAUCAGUAGCAACACCUUACAAGCUUUGUCAGCCUUUUAACCUUCAAAUGCCCCUUUCAAGUCCUCUUGAGAUUAGAUAUCACUCUCCAGAGGAAGAAAUAGCUUUUGGACCUAGUUGCUGGAUGUGGGAUUAUUUAAGAAGAAGUGGAGCUUCUGGUUUUCUGCUUCCACUCUCUGGUGGUGCUGAUAGCUCAUCUGUUGCUGCUAUAGUUGGCUGCAUGUGCCAGCUGGUAGUAAAAGAAGUUGAAAAUGGAGAUGAACAAGUCAAAGCUGAUGCUAUAAGAAUUGGUCAUUAUACUGAUGGAGAGUUUCCUACUGAUAGCAAAGAAUUUGCGAAACGCAUAUUUUACACAGUGUUCAUGGGAUCUGAAAAUAGUUCUGAAGCAACAAGAAUGAGGGCGAAGGUGCUGGCAACUGAAAUUGGCUCAUGGCAUCUAGAUGUUUCCAUAGAUGGUGUUGUUUCUGCUCUACUUUCGCUUUUCCAAACCCUUACGGGAAAGCGACCACGUUACAAGGUUGAUGGGGGAUCAAACAUUGAAAAUUUGGGGUUGCAGAACAUUCAAGCUCGAAUAAGAAUGGUGUUGGCAUUUAUGUUAGCUUCACUCUUGCCAUGGGUGCAUAACAAGCCGGGUUUUUAUCUUGUACUAGGUAGCUCCAAUGUGGAUGAAGGAUUGCGUGGUUACCUGACAAAGUAUGAUUGCAGUUCAGCAGAUAUAAAUCCAAUUGGAAGUAUUAGUAAGCAGGAUCUUCGGAGAUUUCUACGAUGGGCUGCGACACAUCUUGGCUACACAUCUUUAGCAGAAAUCGAGGCCGCUCCACCCACUGCUGAACUAGAGCCUAUACGGUCCAACUACAGCCAGCUGGAUGAAGUGGACAUGGGAAUGACAUAUGAGGAACUUUCAGCCUAUGGAAGGUUGCGGAAGAUUUUCCGCUGCGGUCCUGUAUCCAUGUUCCAGAAUCUCUGCUAUAAAUGGGGUGCAAGUCUUAGUCCAUCAGAGGUGGCCGAUAAAGUGAAGCACUUCUUCAAGUACUACUCUAUCAAUAGACACAAGAUGACCGUGUUGACACCUUCCUAUCAUGCUGAGAGUUACUCACCGGAGGACAACCGAUUUGAUCUUCGCCAAUUUCUAUACAAUGUGCGAUGGCCGUAUCAAUUUCGCAAGAUCGACGAACUUGUACGUGAGUUUGAUGGUGAAAAGCCGGCUCUUGCUAAAGUAAGUGACGAGGAAAAAGUGGGUGUUGCAUCUGAUGGUGGUAUGGGAGUCGUGGCAGCAGGCUCGGAUGAUCCGAAAGCUGGACUCUAGAAUUUCAAACUGAUAGCUGCAAGAUGAAAUCAUUUGGUGAAGAUAAAAUAGUACAGUAAUCUUAUUUGAUGUGAUGAUUUAUUAGUGGAGCAGGGAGGAUCUUUUGGCCCCACUUGAAGAAAGAUAGCAGCCUCUGUUUUUAUUGCAUUUCGUCCAUUCUAACAGAGUAACAAGUAGUAACAACUUUGACCUCCAUACCCGAUAUUUUAUUUGUAAUAACAUUUUUAUUGUAACUGUUCAUUUCGCAAGAAUUUAGUUUUAAACAGGCAUAAUAUUGCCUUUUCCCCA
Messenger RNA from Rhododendron vialii, 2812 nucleotides. RefSeq names its product glutamine-dependent NAD(+) synthetase. The transcript has 13 exons. The coding region runs from base 332 to 2524 and encodes 730 amino acids. Gene Ontology annotation, cellular component: cytoplasm. Gene Ontology annotation, biological process: NAD+ biosynthetic process. The record is from RefSeq and is a predicted model, not a curated record. NCBI's taxonomy places the organism in Eukaryota, Viridiplantae, Streptophyta, Magnoliopsida, Ericales, Ericaceae. Gene Ontology annotation, molecular function: NAD+ synthase (glutamine-hydrolyzing) activity; glutaminase activity; ATP binding.